AUGACCAUCCGCAAACAAUACCCGCCUCGCAGCUACGAGACAUUCCCUGACGACAAUGACGAUAGCAUCACCCAGUCUCCCACGUCCUACCAGCGUGGAGGGGAUGCAGACAAAUCCCGAUCCGCUGCGGCCGAAGCCCAACGACUUGGGUCUCAAGGUUCAUGGGCCGACAACUUUGCUGGCGGCACUCCUGCUACCAACAGAACUCCAACAGCCUCAGCCGUGGAUGGUGACGAAGUGAGGGAUCUUAGAUAUCCGCCGCACCUUUCAUCAGACGGGGAUCCAUCGGAUCCGCCCCCAGUCUAUACCCCCUCCGCCAGCACUCAAGUUGGAUCUCAAUCGCCUGCGGCACCAGCCUCUCCCGUGGCUGCAAGACCGAAUCUAUCUCCAGUACCAGAGCCAGUAAGCGCUUCUGCCACAGCGUCCUGCCCUUCCAACCCACAAUCCUCCCCAUGCCCGUUCCGAGACAAUGAUGAAGAGGAGGGUCCAUCGUCCAUGUCCGAAACUGUCCCGCAUGAUCAUCACUCUCGACACCAUGACCAUCACCACUACCACCACCAUCAUGAUCAUCACCAGCACGAAGAGGAUGCAGACUCAGAUAGCCUCCCCGUGUUCCUGCAACAGCAUCCACGCCAUAAGAGGACAUGGUGUCGGACACCUGGAAAAGCGCGAGGCUGCGGUGGUCGCGGCCGCGGUAUGCGACACUGCAGUCGUGACAAAGGUCGAGCACGCCGACUCAAGCGGACAAUUUUCUUCCUCCUGGCCCUUCUUGCCUGCCUAUGGCUUUUGAUUCCGGGUUUCUGUCGAUCGCUCAAGAAUGUGCUAAUGUUUCUCUUGGCACAGGAUGGACGGUACCAGCUUCCGAGCUUUGGCCCACACCCGUCUCAGGCACCCUGGCCUCCUCCAAAACGCGAGCAUCGUGAGCAUGAGACCUUCCGCUCUAUCAGCGGUACCUACCAGCUCUACGAUCUGCUUGAUCUUUCCACCACAGCUGGCAGCAUCACGGUUACCGUCGAGGUUCAACCGGGAGAUAAACCAGCAGUCCUUCGUCUGUCCACCACGGCAGGGAGUGUAAACGUGAAAAUGAUAUCUGGAGGCGGUUUCUUCACGAAACCCACCAUCCCAGACGCUGCGAAGUCAAGGACUCUGGUGACGGAGAUCUCUACGGGCGCGGGUAGCGUCUCCGGAAACGUGGUUCACGGCAAUGGUGGAUCAACUUCCAUCGCCACAAAUGCGGGGUCCAUCUCGUUGACCAUAUAUGCUGUCGGCGUCUCCGAGAUGGAUCCGCAAUCGAACAUUUCUACUAUCUCCAACCAAGGCAGCCAGCAUAUCAAGGUUGUCCCGAGCUUGGGCUCGACUGAGGCGAUCCGUGCCAUCGAAGCCGUCCACACUGUACGUGGUAGUGGAAGUAUGAAUAUCGCCUAUCCGCCUCAGUGGGAGGGUAUGGUUCACCUGUCGACUUAUGGGAUGGGGAGUAUUGGUGCCAGCGGAAAUGGACUGGUGGUCCGAAAAGAGAGCAGUCGCGAGUUGUACGGGUAUAGAGGCGCGACGCAGGGAAGGAAGGUCGAGAUCUCAGAGCUCGGAAAUGGAAGCGUCAAGUUUUCGUGCUAA
Messenger RNA from Cladophialophora bantiana CBS 173.52, 1611 nucleotides. RefSeq lists its product as uncharacterized. The transcript has 2 exons. NCBI's taxonomy places the organism in Eukaryota, Fungi, Ascomycota, Eurotiomycetes, Chaetothyriales, Herpotrichiellaceae. The record is from RefSeq and is a predicted model, not a curated record. The coding region runs from base 1 to 1611 and encodes 536 amino acids.